AAGUCUCUCACGUCUUUCCCAGAGAAAGUGACGGGAAACGAAAUCUAACCGGGAUAAUAAACCUAAAACCUAAAUCACUGUUUUGGAACUCCUAAAGAUUCGUAAUUUUGGGUUUCAUCGACAUGUCCCUUCUUCCGAUUUCGAUCGUCUCGUUCCUUUUCUUUCUCUGCCUUCAUUCGCCAUUCAUCGCCGCCGCUACAGAUGACGAUUUGCCGACGGCGUAUUCUGUCCUCCAAAGCUACAACUUUCCCGUCGGAAUCCUUCCUAAAGGAGUCGUAUCAUAUGAUCUAGAUGAAUCCACUGGCAAAUUUCACGCGUAUUUCAACAAAUCGUGCAGUUUCGCUCUUCAAGGCUCGUACCAGUUGGAUUACAAAUCUACAAUCUCUGGCUACAUAUCGGAGAACAAGCUCACCAAGCUUACCGGCGUGAAGGUCAAAGUCUUGUUCUUGUGGCUUAACAUCGUUGAGGUUGUCAGGAACGGUGACGAACUGGAGUUCUCCGUAGGGAUUACAUCGGCGAACUUUGCGAUCGAUGAGUUUUACGAGUCGCCGCAGUGUGGAUGCGGGUUUGAUUGUAAUUCGAUUAAGGAGAAUUUGGGAAGAAACCCUUUUGUUUCUUCCGUUUAAAGGAUCCAACCGAUGAAUUGUAUUUAUGAACCGAUCUGGAAUAAAAGGGUGGAGGCAUUUUUAUAUAUAAUUGGCACACAUUGAGACAAUUUCGUUUUGGCUGAUCAAUGGUUUGUGUGUGUUGCAUCCUACGAAUGUGUUAGAUCUUUGAUCCUUGGUGUCAGAUAAAAUCAUGGCGGUGGGUUCUUUGGAAGUUGAUUGUAGCCUAGUGAUGAUAAAUUUGUACCCCACAUUCUUGGGUUCGACCAACACCUCGUCAACGUUUUAGCUUUACUUCAAUAGAAGAUGGUUUUGAGAUCA
Molecule: messenger RNA, 926 nt
Organism: Camelina sativa (false flax)
Lineage: Eukaryota; Viridiplantae; Streptophyta; Magnoliopsida; Brassicales; Brassicaceae
Source: RefSeq, a predicted model, not a curated record